AGGAUUUGCCACUCGGAAGCUGGGGCGAUACUUAUUCAAAACUCACAACGUAUUUUCUUACAGAGAAAUAUGGCUUCAGUUUUUCAUUACUUCCUGUUAGUUCUGGUCUUUCUGGAUACACAUGCAGCUCAGCCUUUCUGUCUGCCAGGAUGCACUUGCUCAGAGGAGAGUUUUGGCAGGACUCUGCAGUGCACAUCUGUCUCCUUGGGAAAGAUCCCUGGGAACCUUUCUGAAGAGUUCAAGCAAGUGAGAAUUGAAAACUCACCCUUAUUUGAGAUGCCCCAAGGGUCUUUCAUCAACAUGAGCACCUUGGAAUACCUUUGGCUCAAUUUUAACAAUAUCAGUGUGAUCCACCUAGGAGCCCUGGAACACCUGCCAGAACUGAGGGAGCUGAGACUGGAGGGGAACAAGCUCUGCUCAGUACCAUGGACAGCGUUCCGUGCCACCCCUCUCCUGAGGGUCUUGGAUCUCAAACGCAACAAGAUUGAUGCACUCCCUGAGCUGGCUCUUCAAUUCUUGGUCAGCCUGACCUACCUUGACCUAUCCUCCAAUAGGCUUACAGUUGUAUCCAAGAGUGUCUUCCUGAACUGGCCAGCCUACCAGAAAUGCCGGCAGCCUGACUGUGGGGCUGAGAUUGUCUCCAGCCUGGUGGUGGCCCUGCAUGACAACCCCUGGGUAUGUGACUGUCGCCUAAGGGCGCUUGUCCAGUUUGUCAAGUCCAUUACCCUCCCAGUCAUCCUGGUGAAUUCCUACCUGAUAUGCCGGGGCCCUCUGUCCAAGGCAGGGCAGCUUUUUCAUGAAACUGAGCUUAGUGCUUGCAUGAAGCCACAGAUCUCAACCCCCAGUGCCAAUGUCACCAUCCAGGUGGGACAGAAUGUGACCCUGCGAUGCUUGGCACAGGCCAGCCCUUCACCAUCCAUUGCAUGGACUUAUCCCCUGAGUAUGUGGAGAGAAUUUGAUGGAUUGCUGGGAAGCAAACACCUGACACCAGUGUUGACAUCUUCUACUGGAGAAGACACUGCUCUGUCGGAGCUGGCCAUACCUGCUGCCCACCUGGUAGACAGUGGUAAUUACACCUGCAUGGCCUCCAACUCCAUUGGCAAGAGCACACUUGUAAUCUCUCUCCAUGUCCAGCCUGCCCAGGCCCUACAUGCACCUGAUUCUCUUUCCAUCCCCUCAGAGGGCAAUGCCUACAUUGACCUGCGGGUUGUCAAGCAGACAGUGCAUGGGAUUUUGCUGGAGUGGCUUGCAGUGGCUGACACCUCUAAGGAGGAGUGGUUCACCCUCUACAUUGCAUCGGAUGAAGCCUUCAGGAAGGAGGUGGUUCACAUUGGCCCCGGAAUCAAUACUUAUGCCGUGGAUGACCUCCUUCCUGGCACAAAAUAUGAGGCCUGCCUCAGCCUAGAGGGCCAGCCUCCACACCAGGGCCAGUGUGUAGCUUUUGUAACAGGCAGAGAUGCUGGUGGGCUAGAGGCACGUGAGCGCCUCCUGCAUGUCACAGUGGUCCUAUGUGUGGUGCUGCUUGCAGUGCCUGUGGGCGCCUAUGCCUGGGCAGCCCAGGGCCCCUGCAGCUGCAGCAAGUGGGUCCUGCGCUGCUGUGUUCAUCGCAGGAAAGCCCCCAGCUGCCCCCCUGCAGCCCCGCAGUGCAGGGAUGGCUCCUUUAGAGAGCAUCCAGCUGUCUGUGAUGAUGGUGAAGGGCACAUAGACACUGAGGGGGACAAGGAGAAAGAAGCAACGGAAGACAACAGCUGAACAACCCAGGCCAUGGGGUGGAAAUGGCUUGGGCUUCAAGCCUCUGAAACCAACCCUUUGCAGCAGCUCCAUCCAUUUAUCCAACAAGUAUAUAUUGAGCACCCACUGUGUUCCAAGCACUGAACUUGACACAGGAAGGUUCAAGAGUAAAAAGGGAAAUAGUGUCUUUAUCUUCAUGAUAAAGGGGACAUAGUCAUUAUCUCUGUAAAGUUAAAGUCAAUGAAGAUUUGUCCUAUCAAAUUAAUUAUUUUAUUAUACAUGGUGUUUAGAAAUCACUAAAUAUUACUCUUUGCAUAUACUUAGCCUUAUAACAUUUACAUGUUUAUACAUAGCGUCUAUGUAUAACAUUUUACAUAUAUUAUCCUGUAAAUGAAGGUAGACUUCUACCCACUUUUUAUAGGUGAAGAAACUGCAGCCUGCACAGUUCAAUGAUACACCCAGAGUUCCACAUCUGGCAGGAGGCAGAAGCCCCAUUCAAAAGAGGUUCCAAUUCCAUUGUUUCCUUGAAUGUCUGUAUUGCAGUAUUCUUGUGUCUUUCAUUGUUUAUAAAGUGUGACCCUCUCUCUUCAUGACAAACUCCCAAUGAGAUCACAUAAAUGUGAUGUUCCAAAGAGCUGCCCAUCAGGGUGGAUGAGAGCUGUUAGGUAAUGUGAGUCUGUUUUUGUGGGUGUCUGUUCCCCUGUGAGCACAGCCCUUGGUGCUGCUGGGCAGGCUGGAGCCAUCAGCACUGAGGAAGAGCAGGGGAUUGGCUGCAGCCCUGGGUCUGGCAGAGAGCAGACUCUGCAGGGCCAUACCCAGAAGGAAGAGCACCCAUAUGUCUGCUGCUUUCCCCUAGUCAAUGUCUCAAGCCCUCCUAUGAAAUCCAAGAGAGGUGGUCAUUUCCUCUUAGCCGGACUCAUGUGGAAUGGAGGGGCCCCAAGAAUCCCAGCAUCAGCUCAUCGUCCCUCUGAACAGCCCUUCUAGGGGAGACUAUUCCCAGGAUUUAAUCCACAUCUGUCUCCCUGCAGUUUUCAUCACUGGCCACAUGGAAACCUUUUGAAGAGUGUAAACAUGAACUAGCCCCAUUGUGACAUCUCCACACAUGUUUCCUCCUUCCCACCUUUUUUACCCAUUCCUAAUCAUCCUUUUAGGCCUCUCUCAAGUGUGUACAUUAUAUCUUCCACAGAGCUUUCCUUGACUUCACGCUUCUGGGGAAAAGGACAGUAUGCAUGGUGUGUCCAUUGGUUGUGAGACAUUUGCAGGCAAAGACUGACCUUCCUUACUGUGGCCACUGCACUCGUCUAAUACCUGGAUUGUGUUCAUAAUCAAUGUUAGUUAACAAUAAAUUUUAAGAAAUUGAAGACGGCUCUCAUUUUCAGACUAAUUGUCCACUCAUUUCUUCAGGUUCUACUCAUUUGUUUUCUUCUGGGCAUUAGAAAAAAAAAACUCUAAAUU
Symphalangus syndactylus (siamang) is the source of this 3186-nucleotide messenger RNA. It is a transcript of the gene LRIT2, whose product is annotated as leucine rich repeat, Ig-like and transmembrane domains 2. The record is from RefSeq and is a predicted model, not a curated record. NCBI's taxonomy places the organism in Eukaryota, Metazoa, Chordata, Mammalia, Primates, Hylobatidae. Gene Ontology annotation, molecular function: protein binding.